Messenger RNA from Dermatophagoides pteronyssinus (European house dust mite), 1224 nucleotides. RefSeq lists its product as uncharacterized. NCBI's taxonomy places the organism in Eukaryota, Metazoa, Arthropoda, Arachnida, Sarcoptiformes, Pyroglyphidae. The record is from RefSeq and is a predicted model, not a curated record.
UGGAAGAAAAACAAAACAUUCGAAACAACAACAACGACGGAAAAACAAUCAAGUCACAGGAUUUAUUGCGACCAAAAUGCAAAUGAUGACAUUGAUGAUGAAUCGAACCACCGUUAUCAAUGAAAAAACAAUAAAAUUUUCAUUCGAUAUUUUCCUUGCCACAAUCAUUAUAUUCGGUUUGAUUGUCUGCAUUCUGGCAUUAAUAUUUUCAAUUAUAUUCAAUCGAAAAUAUUCAACAAAAUAUUGGAAUAAAAUAUUUGUAAAACAUAAAGAUAAUGAUGUUGUUGAUGGUGGUGGUAAAAAACAAUUCAAUCAACAACAACAACAACAAAUCUAUAUUGUCAAUAUGAUCUAUUUUCAUCGACGAUCAACAAUUGAUUUAGAAAAAACAAAAGUUUUUAUAAUUUUUUUUAUCGGUUCAGAUCAACCGACAACAACACAACAACCACCAAUAUCGAUACAAAUUACAUCCAAAUUUUUUAAUCAAACAAAUAUGUUUAAUGAAUUUAAAAAUGAUUAUCGUGUUAUCAAGUUUUUACUUAUCAUUGAAUCUGAAAUCAAAAAUGUUGAAAAAAUUGCCAUAACACAUGAUUAUCCGAAUGGUGAACUUUAUGUUUCAAUGAUUAGCAUACAAAACACUAAACAUAGUGAUGGUUGGAUUAGUUGUAUUGAACAACGUAUUAAAUCAAUACCGAUUGAUAAAUGUGAACAAAAUAUGUUUCUUGCUAGUCCACAAUCGAAUAUGCGUUUGGAAGGUAGAUUUGCAACACCAACUUCCAUACGUGUACUUGAUCUAUUUUCACCAACAUUUUUAUCAUUUAAUCUAUUAUUUCGUGAAUGUAUCAAUCGUAUUGGUUCAUAUUAUAUGAUUGGUUCGAUUUCCAAUUAUUAUAUUGGUAUUUAUGCAGCAAUCAAAUGGUUUUUUGUUGUUAUCGGUAGCAUUGGUGUUAUUUAUGGUUUUUUCUAUCAAAUUUUAGCCGGAAAACCGAUACAAAAAUUCAAUUAUAUAUUGACUACAAUAUCAAUAUCAUGUAUGAUUGUUGCCAUACAUGUUGCCAUUAAAAAUAUUAACCAAUUUGAACAUGAUGAUUUUGCAAAUGAAAUAAGGAUUAGUUUUAUGCUUGGAUCGGCCAUCAUUAUGUUUUAUGCCAUUCCAAUGAUAAUGCUUUAUAUGACAAUUACAAGAGUUUUGUUUGAUAAUGCUAAAUAAUUUGUUCGAAAAAA